Pundamilia nyererei is the source of this 795-nucleotide messenger RNA. RefSeq names its product fission, mitochondrial 1 (gene fis1). Gene Ontology annotation, cellular component: mitochondrial outer membrane; peroxisomal membrane. NCBI's taxonomy places the organism in Eukaryota, Metazoa, Chordata, Actinopteri, Cichliformes, Cichlidae. Gene Ontology annotation, molecular function: zinc ion binding; protein binding; hydrolase activity. Gene Ontology annotation, biological process: mitochondrial fission; mitochondrial fragmentation involved in apoptotic process; peroxisome fission. The coding region runs from base 1 to 711 and encodes 236 amino acids. The record is from RefSeq and is a predicted model, not a curated record. The transcript has 6 exons.
AUGUACACCUCACACAGUACGAUUGCUUUUCAAAAGCCGGAGAUAUCAAAUGUGAUUUUACGAUGCCUCCCAGUAGAGCACUGUAAAAGAGCCCAGGGUCUAAGUAUUGUUAGGAUUCCAGGCUGCAAUGUGGAGAAUGCAUCUUAUGGACUGACGGUGUGUGCCGAGCGGACUGCCAUCCAGAGAGCUGUGGUGGAGGGCCACACACAGUUCAGCGCCAUCGCCGUGACAUGUGACAUCAAAGACCGCUUUGUUGGACCAUGCGGAGCGUGCCGACAGGUCCUCAUGGAGAAAUUUGAGAAGAAAUAUAACAGCGAGCUGGCGAAGGGUGCUGUCUCCAAAGAAACAAAGUUUGAGUAUGCUUGGUGUUUGAUCAGGAGUAAAUACUCACAGGAUAUCAAGAAGGGGAUUGUACUUUUGGAGGAACUGGUUCAGAAAGCAUCAAAGGACGACUCCCGGGACUUUUUGUUCUACCUUGCAGUGGCCAACUACAGACUCAAAGAAUAUGAAAAAGCUCUCAAGUAUAUCCGCAUUCUCCUAAAGAACGAGCCGGGGAACAAGCAGGCUCUGGAGAUGGAGAAGCUCAUCGACAAGGCUUUAAAGAAAGAUGGCCUUGUCGGCAUGGCGAUCGUCGGGGGAAUCGGCCUUGGCGUGGCCGGCUUAGCGGGCCUCAUCGGCUUGGCCGUGUCAAAAGGAGCUGCCAAAUCCUAACUUGGGUGUGAGUGGGAACGUGGAUGUUUUUUCUGGACUCACACACUGACCAGCCUGCAUAAAAAUAAAGCUUUUGUACUAAAA